Molecule: messenger RNA, 489 nt
Organism: Parathielavia appendiculata
Lineage: Eukaryota; Fungi; Ascomycota; Sordariomycetes; Sordariales; Chaetomiaceae
Exons: 1
Coding region: 104-442 (112 amino acids)
Source: RefSeq, a predicted model, not a curated record
CGUUGGACUCCUUCGUGAGGGCUAGCGUUGGCCUCAGCGCCGUCUCACCGACCGCGUUUUGGCAAUCCCAUGAUGCCGCACGCAUGAUGUUUAUGGCUCUGUUAUGAGCACAGAGUUGUGGUUGCAUGCUGUUUGUGUGUGGUUGACCAUUUCCCUGGGGGCGAGUGGCAUUGAGCGUUUGCCGGGGCCGGUUAAGGGAGACAAAGUACGGUCCCAGAGGAGAAACGAAGGGGGUUGUUGCCGAUGUGUAACCGUGUUCUCACAAUUACCUGUCGGGCAGCUGGGGAACUUUAUAGAGCCCAAGUCUUGUACCACCAAGGAAGUCCGAAGACUGCCGGUACAUCAAGGAGCGGCUGAAGGCGGAGGAGGCGGGCAAUCAGGAACUUUCUGCCCAUGCCUUUGCGCAAGAGCAAAAAUGCCGACACCAUUUCGGUGGAACUGAUUGGAUCCGAUGGCGCGGCGUGUUCUGCUGGACGGAGGCUCCCUUUC